Messenger RNA from Amoebophrya sp. A120, 829 nucleotides. NCBI's taxonomy places the organism in Eukaryota, Dinophyceae, Syndiniales, Amoebophryaceae. The record is from the annotation of a GenBank genome assembly.
AUGGCUACAGCACGCAGCACAGCAAGAAAGCAAAACCGUCGUCUGAGCACGCGGAAAACCAAAAAAGUCAGCCAAGAAAUGAAACAGAAAGACGAUGGCGAUUUUCCUUUUGACAAUCCGGACGUAAUGAAUCACAUAAUGCAACAAAUCGAGGCUUCUGAUGGCAGAAUAGACUUUGACGAGCUCACAGCAGGGGGCUUCAGUGACACGACUGAGCCAUCCGAGCUUGCGCUCCGCCUCACGGGUGAUGAAGAUGGUGCGCACGAGGAUCUUGUGGCGUGGUUCGACGAUGGAGACAACGGUGAAAAUGCAAACGACAGCAAGUGGCAGGUCACUCAACAAGAAUUUGAAGAGAAGUUUCCACAUGGCAUCACGAAAGAGGCGAUUCAUGAGAUGCAGAAAGACCAGUAUAUGGACAAUAUCCAUUGCAAAUAUGUCUGGGUCUGGAAGAAUGCAUGUUCGUCAUGCUUGUCUGGUGUGAUUCUUAAAUCUGUCAUGCACAUUACCCAAGAGCCCCAGCCCAUUUUUCUGUCAUGCAGAAACGCAGUUUGUCAUGCAGAACAGGCAAGAACACCCAGAAGCUCAGAAACUUGUCGCGCUGAGGCAGCACUUGAUUUGCCCCCCUCAUAAUACGCAGCCCAGCGUCCUCACAAGGUUCCAGACCCAGUCAUAUUUGCAGUUUAUAGACAAGGUGGCGGAGCAAUUUCCUCCCGGUGCCUUCGACCCGGACCACGAUCCGCCGAUCGACCCAGCGAAAAUGAAUCCGCUGCAGCAGGCUGCCUUGCAGGACAUAUGCAUUGCAAAAGUAUCGCUAUCGUAUAUGAAGUAG